AUGGAGAGGAUUCCAUAUGCAUCAGCAAUUGGAUCCAUCAUGUAUGCCAUGCUAUGUACAAGACCAGACGUCUCUUAUGCUUUGAGCAUUACGAGCCGAUACCAGUCUGACCUUGGAGAGAGUCACUGGACGACCGUGAAGACAAUCCUUAAGUACUUGAGAAGGACUAAGGAUUUGUUUCUGGUUUAUGGUGGCAGUAAUGAGCUGAUAGUGAAGGGGUUCACUGAUGCAAGCUUCCAGAGUGAUAAAGACGACUGUAAAUCUCAGUCGGGCUUUAUAUACACCUUAAAUGGUGGAGCAGUUUCUUGGAAGAGUUCCAAGAAAGAGACCACGACAGACUCUACUACUGAGGUAGAAUACAUAGCGGCUUCAGAAGCGGCUAAAGAGGCAGUCUGGAUCAAGAAGUUCGUUGCAGAACUUGGAGUGGUUCCGAGCAUUGUUGAUCCAAUACCUUUGUAUUGUGAUAACACUGGUGUUAUAGCCUAG
This is a messenger RNA of Gastrolobium bilobum, 486 nucleotides long. Its product is annotated as secreted RxLR effector protein 161-like. The record is from RefSeq and is a predicted model, not a curated record. The transcript has a single exon. Lineage: Eukaryota; Viridiplantae; Streptophyta; Magnoliopsida; Fabales; Fabaceae. Bases 1 to 486 code for a protein of 161 amino acids.